AUGCCUAGUCUAGCAUCAGCUAGAGGACUCUCGAAUAGUACUCUCUGCCGGCAAGUGGAGACGAUGCAGACUCCUACACCUCCACCAAGUCUCAAGCGAAAGAGACGGUCUCGACCUUUGCUUGAUAAUACUGAGCCUUCUCCUACUCGCGUGAAAACGAAAGGCCAAGGACGUACGGCAUGUCGCGAUAGCACUUCCGUAGCUGGGGACAUGCAAAGACUUGAGCUACAAGGGACUGAAGCCAAGUCUGCAAACCAGCCUCGUGUACCUCUCGCAAAGGGCGAAGAGGUAUGGACUAGUCCGCCCACCAAUGUUGACAAUCCAAAUCCAGUUCAAUGCGAAAAAGACUACAAACUCUGUCCCUUGCCUCCAAUCUCUGACGACCUUUUUUCUUCUUCUUCUACUUCCUCUCUCUCAAGCGUGGGCCGCACGUUGUCUCUCAGGCCUGCUCCAAACGAAAUCCCAGAGACUCCGUCGCCCUCUCCCACAACACCAUUGACGCAGGGCACUGCGGACGCUCUCCAAGGGCAAAACUCUUCAUCGUCGAUUCCCACAUUGUGGUGGUCAGAAACGGAUCUGACGGGACAGACUCUUGAUACACAGGAUUCUGGGGACGAUGGAGAAGGUAUCAAUGGCAUCGGCUUCAUGCCCACCCCUGCUAUUGCAUAUGCUCGGUCCGAGAAACGCAGGAGGCAGCUCAAGGAUUGGAAAGAACGAGAAAGUCGGGAAGCUCGAAUUCGACGAGGAGAAAGAAGACGGAAGGGAGAUUCGGAGGUGUCUUCGAGGGUGGAGAUUGGAUAUAAUGAGCUUGGGAACGAAAAGAAGGUAAGGUUCACACAUGCCUAG
This is a messenger RNA of Bacidia gigantensis, 846 nucleotides long. RefSeq lists its product as uncharacterized. Bases 1 to 846 code for a protein of 281 amino acids. The transcript has a single exon. NCBI's taxonomy places the organism in Eukaryota, Fungi, Ascomycota, Lecanoromycetes, Lecanorales, Ramalinaceae. The record is from RefSeq and is a predicted model, not a curated record.